CUAGCAGUUUAUUUAUUUUUCUGUUUCAGAAUCACUUAAGUUAAUAAAAUGUCUGCAAAUAAAUCUAUUGCUAGUGGAAUAAGUUGUAUGGCGCAACUAGGUGCAACAAUGGCCGGAGAAGUAGCGGGGGUUGAAAUAGAAUUGGACAAACACACAAACCAGCAGACAGACAGUGAGAGUUUUGAAUGGAAUGAUUCAGAAGAGGAGCGUUAUAGAGACUGGAUUAGGGAACAGGUCCAGGAAAAAGCUCCUGCCGAAUUUGAAGAAUUUAUGGGAGAACAGCUGGUCAGACAAAGGUUUCGAGAACAAACUGAACAAAAUGCCGAUAAUCAGAUAAACUGGGAAGACGAGAGGGAGCAAGCAUAUAGAGCAAAGUAUAUUCAGAUUAGAGGUAGUAGAGAUGAGAUAAAUUGGAAUACAGAUACAGGAGAAAGGAAGGCGCAGGAGAGAAGCAGGAUGCUGACUGCGGCAAGAAGUAAGCAGAAGCUAGAAUGGGAUGACCAGGACGAAAAAGCUUGUAUGGAAAGAUACAGAAAGAAGUACUGAGAAUUCCGAUAAAGUAUUAUAUUAAUUUGUUCAAUAGAAUACAUCGAAAUACAAAUAUAAAAGAAA
This is a messenger RNA of Eurytemora carolleeae, 612 nucleotides long. RefSeq lists its product as uncharacterized. The transcript is spliced from 9 exons. Lineage: Eukaryota; Metazoa; Arthropoda; Copepoda; Calanoida; Temoridae. The coding region runs from base 49 to 546 and encodes 165 amino acids. The record is from RefSeq and is a predicted model, not a curated record.